Selaginella moellendorffii is the source of this 1181-nucleotide messenger RNA. RefSeq names its product formylaminopyrimidine-binding protein-like. The transcript is spliced from 7 exons. The record is from RefSeq and is a predicted model, not a curated record. Gene Ontology annotation, biological process: thiamine biosynthetic process. The coding region runs from base 91 to 1110 and encodes 339 amino acids. Lineage: Eukaryota; Viridiplantae; Streptophyta; Lycopodiopsida; Selaginellales; Selaginellaceae.
GUACUUCAUGGAACUUGUCCAUAUUGUUCUCAUACUCUUGCUGUCAACAGCGUCCAUUGACAGAAAUUUUACUUCUUGCAACUCCCAGCCAUGGCCACCGAAGGAACCUUGCAAAGCGUUUCUUUGGCGCUGGACUGGACGGCCAACACAAAUCAUGUGGGCUUUUAUGUGGCACAGGCGUUGGGCUACUACAAGGAGGAAGGCAUCUCCGUGGAGUUUCUAAGUCCCCAUGUUUCCAACUACGAAGUGACCCCAGCUUCUCAGGUUUCUGCACGACAAGCAACAUUCGGGCUUGCACCUAGCGAGACUGUAAUAAGUUAUCAUUUACCUCCAGCGAGGUCCAAACUCGUCGCUGUAGCAGCAGUUCUUCAAGAUGAUCUCAGCGCAAUUGCUACUCUAAAACAGAGUGGAUUGUGUCGUCCUAGAGAUUUGGAUGGGAAGGUUUAUGCGUCCUACGCAGCAAGAUUUGAAGGCAGAAUUGUCCAGAAACUUAUCCAAGCCGAUGGUGGUGCCGGGAAUUUUGAAGAGGCUACUCCCGACAAGUUGGGAAUCUGGAACACUCUAUUACAAAACAAGGCAGACGCAACCUGGAUUUUUCGAGCUUGGGAGGGUGUGCAGGCGAAGCGCAAAGGCAUCGAACUAAACGAGUUUAUCCUCGAGGAAUACGGGAUUCCUUACUGCUAUUCUCCUGUCGUCAUAGCUCACCCGGACACUCUCGAGGAGAAACCAGACGUUGUGAGGGGAUUCUUACGAGCUUCGGCAAAAGGAUUCGCUUACAGCACAGCAAACAUCGAGUCCUCGGCAAAAAUUCUUCUGGCACAAGCUCCCGAGCACCUCGAUGAUUUGGACAUGGUGAUGGAGUCCCUCGAGUUCCUAUCAAAGACCUUUCUUGCCAAUCCAUCGGGCGAAUGGGGGACCAUGGCGAGCGGCAAGUGGUCCAAAUUUUUGGACUGGCUCUCCGCCAACAAAAUGCUCACCACAAGAAUCCAGUCGCGAAAUCCAAAUCCGGGCGUAAGCGUCUCUCUCCGUGAUCUCUUAACAUCAGAUGGAAGCAGCGAAGAACAAAUCCGCGUAAAUGCCAAUGACCUCUUCUCAAACAACUUUUUGUAAAGUUUUAAAGGUAUGGAAUAUUCGUCGGAACGUUCUAUACCGUCCGUACAUAUUCCCGCUUUCACAGGAAA